This is a messenger RNA of Onychomys torridus (southern grasshopper mouse), 2100 nucleotides long. RefSeq names its product coiled-coil domain containing 59 (gene Ccdc59). The coding region runs from base 359 to 1111 and encodes 250 amino acids. The transcript has 4 exons. The record is from RefSeq and is a predicted model, not a curated record. Gene Ontology annotation, cellular component: nucleus. Lineage: Eukaryota; Metazoa; Chordata; Mammalia; Rodentia; Cricetidae.
GCCUCCGCCGCCGCCUCCCUCAGCGCCGCCAGCACGCCGUCGGGGGGCAGGUCGACCAGCUCUUGCCAGAGCGACUCGGUGUAGAAGUCCACCGUGUGCGCGCUCGAAAUGGGCAGGGCGCCCCUCAGGAAGCGCAGCAGCUCCUGCAGCUUGGCGUGCAGCGUGGGCAGGUCCGGGGUCCUGGGGAGGGAGCAAACCGCCGCCAUGACGCUCGCCCUCCUCCAGGGCUGCAGGUGGCGCCCACAUGGCCGCACGGCACCGCUCCCUCUUCCCGGAGCGGCCGCAGGCGGAAGCAGUGGAGCUCCGAGCAUGCGCUGAGUUAGUUGGCCGGUGGAUUGCUUCCGCCUGGUGACGUAUUAUGUCGGCGACCCCUGGAGUCCUUCCAACCCAGAUGGCGCCGGCGAGGCCGGCUGCGAGGUGGCGGGCCGGAGGGUUUGCAUCGCGUGCGGACGGGACGCCUCAGGGCGGAUUCAAGAACCAGAGUGGGAAACGCAGGACCUGGCGGCCUAGCCACCAGCAGGCCUUCCUGGGGAGCGUUCGCGAGGGACAAGGUUUUGCAUUUCGGAGGAAACUGAAGAUCCAGCAAAAUUAUAAGAAAUUGCUAUGGAAGGUAAAGAAAGCGCCAGUGUCACAGGAAUCCCAGUUCACUGAUCAUUACCCAGACCAUCUAAAGCACCUCUAUUUAGCUGAAGAAGAAAGACUCAGGAAACAGCAGAGAAAGGUUGGCCCGCCUCCAUCUGAAGAUCAAGUUGACCAGCCCCUGCCUGAAGAAGAGAGCAACCCUGAGCAGACAUGGUCUGAAGGACCAGCUAGUGAUCGACAGCCUCAGCCAGAACAGCUGUGUACAGUAAAUUCUGAUACUAUUCCAAAGAAAAAGAAGAAAACUUCAAACCAAAAGGCACAAGAAGAGUAUGAACGGGUACAAGCAAAGCGUGCUGCUAAGAAAUUCGAAUUUGAAAUGAGAAAGCAAGAAAGAGAAGAAGCCCAAAGGCUCUACAAGAAGAAAAAAAUGGAAGCUUUCAAAAUACUGAGCAAAAAGACUAAAAAGGGCCAGCCAAACCUAAAUUUACAAAUGGAGUAUCUUCUUCAGAAAAUACAAGAAAACAGUUGAAAUAGCCAUUUUAUCUUUAAGGAUUAAAUUUUGACUGACUGUUGCAUCCUUUUGUAUGUGUUGUGAGCCCCCAACAGUGAACUAAAUUUGUUUACAUCAGUGGAUUAAUAAAUUACUUUUUGUUUUUGUAAUAGAAAAAAAUUAUCUCUAUAUAUUCUCUACAAAGAAUGACUUUAUCCUGAACUUUAAAAACCUUCAGUGCAACUUGUAUGAAAUAAACUGUUUUGAAAUAGGAGGCCUGAGCUCACAUAAGCAUUUCAAUGAUGUGUGAACCAAAGUGAUUAGCUGCCUCAGCUAGGCUGUGUAGGGAGACAAGAAUUUUAUGGGUGAAAUAUGUAAGAAGUCUUCAAGGUUGCAAAAGCUAGAGGCAAAUGGAGCAGGAGGAAUUACAAGGAAAAGAAGGUUUGAGAUGUAGUCAAGUAUAUAAAAAAUAGUUACUGGUAGUGGGAUAAUAUUUUCCUUCUAUUCUUAAGGGUUCCUCCCAUAUAGAGAAGAUGUCAUUGUCUUAUUGGCUGACUUGUUUUGCCUUGGGACAGUGUUAUAACUUUUAUGUUUGGUUUAGAGUACAUAUAAUCUCCCUGUCAUCCCACCCUCACCCAACUUGUAUUUGUGUUUAUAUGUACAUUGUACAUAUGUGUGGGCAUGUGUGUGGAGGCCAGCAGUUGAGGUCUUCAAUCACUCACAACCUCACUUUUUGAAUAAGAGUUUCUCACUAACCUGGGGUCUUCCUGUCUUGGCUUCCUGAGCCUUAGGGUUACAGGAACAGCAUUCUGGCCUUUGGGGAAUCCCAACUCAGGUCAUAGCAGUCUUUACUGACUGAACCAUCUUCACUGGAGAUGGGUUCUCAUGCUAUUUUGCCUAAACCAGGCUCAAUUCCUGGAUUCUUGAUCUUCAGCAUUCCAAGGAACUAGUACUUCAGGCACAUGUCAGCCUACUAGACCAGAACACACAUAUUCUUGAUUGCCUGUGGGAGCCCGUUUUCAGGUUCU